UCGUAAUACCCGUUUAUCGUUUGUGUUGUAGUGACGGACGAAUAGUCGAUUUGCGAUUGCCGCCAGUCUAUACGCGUAUGCCAUUUAAUCCACGAACCGAUAUUUGCGACGUACCGGAUGCAUGCGUAAAUAAAAUAAUAAUAAUAUUCGAAUAUUUUUAAUAAUAGUAGUGAUAAUAUUAUUUAUAUUUUGUUAAUAAUCAUGUCUCGCGCGUCAUUGUCGGUAUUUGCGGCCGUCGCUUUGUUCUUCGUCGUUGUCGAAGCCUUGCCCGGCGAUCUCGACCAUCCAGUGGACAAUGACAUUCCGAAAACUUGGAUCGCGAACAUAUUCUACGAAGCGCUGGUGAACUUUACCGGGCCCAUAAAUGUGGGUAGUACGGCAUGUCGCAAACAGACGGAGAUGUAUACUAGGCACUUGAAAAACGAUUCGCUGUGGGCCGUACAGAUGUCCGAUUCAUGGAGUCGGUAUCCUAACGGCCUUCUUGUCGGCGCCUCACAUCAGAUGGGCGUGUACGAAGAAUGUAUCAAAGUGCAACAGCCCAUUAAGGGUAAAUACUGUAUGCCAUCCGUCAAAAUUAGCUCGUCGACCGGCACCGAUUUCGCGGCGAAAAUAAAAAACCAACUACGUGAGAACGACCAUGCCUGGUACGAGAUACUCGGGUUUGUAGAUCGUGACAACAGAUUUCUCCGAAAUGUUAUAGAAUUUGGUAUUUGCAUACCGGAUUCAUGCAAUGCAGACGACUUACAGGUAACAUUGCAAAAGGAAUUUGAUGCACACUUCCUACCACACCGGAUCAACGCUCAAGUUCAAGUUGAAUCAAUAUCAUGUUCGACGGACAAGGACGAAUAUCCAUACGAUAAUGGAUUUUAUUUGACCAGUUUACUAGUUGGAUUUAUAUUUUUGCUCUGCUGCUUAUCAACAGCGUACCAUAUGGCAAUAUUAAUACAGAGUAAAAACGAAAAAACAAGUAAAAUUCCGGAAAUAUUCAGCAUAUUUUCGUUUAUUCGCAACUUCAGAGAUUUGAUCAAAUACAACAGAAACAACGAUCUGAACGUAUUCAAUGGGCUGAAGGUUUUGACCAUGAUUUUGGUUUUGUUCGGUCAUAAAUUUUUGUACUUUAUAAUAAAUCCGAUCACGUACGCGAUAGAUCUUGAAAAGGUGUAUAAGGAAGGACCGGAUUUCUUAUUGACGUGCAUGAAUUUGAUCGAUCCGUUUUUUUACAUUGCUGGUUUUUUACUAUACGUCAUGCUGAUUCCACAAUUCAAUAAGCCCGGCACUAAUUGGUACCAAAUAGUUAUGGUGAUCGUUUACAAAUAUCUGAAGGUUCUACCAUCGUACCUGAUCGUAAUGCUGAUGACAACUUUCAUCAUACCUCAUAUGGGAAACGGGCCGUUUUGGGCUCCAAGAAUAUGGCCCGAAGCAGAAAAAUGUAAAAACUAUUGGUGGGCUAAUCUAUUGGCAAUCAGCAAUUUCAUACCAGUCGAAAAUCAAUGUCUCAUUGCCGGCUGGUAUGUAUCGUGUCUACUACAGUUUCUCGUCAUCGGCACUAUUCUAGUUUACGUAUACGUCAAAAACCGAAAAAUUGGAACAUUUUUAUUUGUUAUGCUUUUAUGUAUAUCUUUGGCGACUUCGUUUGUUAUAACCUACACCAACCGUGUAUACGGAAUAAUUCGAGUAAUGGUAUCGUUUUUGAAGAAUCCAAGCAAUUCAACGGAGUUCAGUAAUUUCUACAGACAGUUUUACUAUCGGGGUACGCCUUUCUAUGCCGGAUUACUUGCCGGCGUCGUAGUGGAUGAACUGAAGAAACGAGAAAUAAAAUUUUCCACGUCAGUCGUCUACGUUGGGACUCUGAUAGUCAGCGCCGUUUGCGUUUGGGUCCAGCUGUAUGGCGCAGUCUUUCACGAUGUGGAUAGACCCUACAAUGUUUUAGAACAAUCGGUGUAUGCAGUUUUAAGCCACUGCACGUGGACCGUCAUAUUGUUCUGGAUAACGGUGUGUCAUUUCACCACUGGUUACGGUCCAAUAGAAAAACUGUUCAACAAUAGAUUAACAGUGCCCCUGGGCAGAUUAUCCUAUACAGUUUAUCUUGUCAACAUCACCGUCAUGAUGAUGAUAGAAAGUAAACAAAAGACGGGUGUAAUCCCUUCAUCAUAUUUCUUGAUUGAUGGGUGGAUUGUUGGAGCGAUGAGGACAUACAUGGUGGGUACUUUACUAUAUUUGAUCAUUGAUGCACCGUCGGGGCAUUUGAUCAAAAAAUUAUUAUUUAUAAAGAAAAACGAAAAAAAAAAUUGCAUUGAUAGUGCGAUGACGCCAAAUCAGACGGAAGCCAACAACGUGGCUACAGAUUUGGAACAAAAAAAUUCCUCACGACUGUAAACGUGUAUUUAUUUUCAAAUUUUGUGUAUGUAUGUGUAAUAUAUUUGUAUAAUAAAUAAUAUUAUACACAUGUGUCUCAAUACGGAUGUCUCCCCUUGAAAACUUUUAUUUGAUGACUAAUAUUUUUUGUGUAGGUGCGUGUGUUUAUGAUCUCGAAAAAUCUAUAUCAAACGUAUUACCAAGUAUGAGUCAUAAUAUACUCGUAACAUGUCUUAUUACAUAUUCAGUUUGCUAAAACUUGACACAAAUUCAAAUUUUGUUUUCACAUCUGAUUUAGUAACAAUAAUAUUUUACUUUAAAGUAAAAUAAGAUAAU
This is a messenger RNA of Melanaphis sacchari, 2691 nucleotides long. RefSeq names its product nose resistant to fluoxetine protein 6-like. The record is from RefSeq and is a predicted model, not a curated record. The transcript has 13 exons. Gene Ontology annotation, molecular function: acyltransferase activity, transferring groups other than amino-acyl groups. Bases 202 to 2376 code for a protein of 724 amino acids. Lineage: Eukaryota; Metazoa; Arthropoda; Insecta; Hemiptera; Aphididae.